CGAGCAUUGGUGAGGUGCUGUUUGAACAUUAAAGAGGAACUGACAGAAUUUGCUGCCGUUGGACAUGGAUGACUUUGUUUGUGAUAUAUUAAAAGAAUGGGGUCUCAGCAAAUACAUUGAGAAAUUUAAAGAUCAUGAGGUUGACAAGGAAAGUCUUUACUGUCUUACUGAUAAGUUGAUUGAUGAACUGAUCCCAAAGGUGGGGCCAAAGGGAAAAUUCAUCAAGAAAUUAAAACUGUUAAAGAAACAACAAGACUCAGCAACAAACCAGGAGGCAGUUCCAUCAGGACGAGAGUAUGAAGAAACAGAAGAAUCUGCUCAGGUUUUUCCAUCCACCAGUGGCGCAAAUGAUACAGGAAAGCGAAAGGGCAAACAACUCUCACAAGCAAGUAAACGCAGAUGUACACCAGAUUCAGAAGAGAGCAAACUCUCUGUUGUGAAAAAAAUAAUGAAUGACAUCCAGCCGAUGCUUCUAGACAACACAGAUAUCAGUGAUUUCCUGAUGCGUAAAAUCAGUGAUUUGACGACGGAAAGGAGGGAACUGGUUGGUGUCUUUGGUAAAACAGGGGCUGGAAAGAGCACUUUGAUCAAUGCCAUCAUUGGAGAGAAGAAUCUUCUACCGACUGGAAGGCGCGAUGCAUGCACCACAGUCAUGAUUAAAGUGGAGGCCAGUGACUCGCCAAUGUAUGAAGCAUACAUUGAGUUCAUUACACCAAAGGAGUGGGAAGACGAAUUGUGGUCCUUUGAAAAAUUUCAGGAUAAUGAACUUGAAGGCACUGAGGAAAAGCUUACAGCACUGUAUGGACAAGAUUGGAAAGGCAAAAUAACCCAUAAAAACUGCAAUGACAACAAGCAUUUCAAAGAAAUUCCAAAAUUUCUAAAGUCAGCUACGAUGUGUUUGCCAUUUGACUCAGCUCAGGGGCUAUCUGAAGAAAUUGCCAAAUAUACAAGAAAUAGUAGAGCAGUGGAGAAGCAAUACUGGCCAUUAGUGAAGUGUGUGACUCUCAAGUUACCUGAUAGAAAUGACUUUCUCCAACAUGUCACAAUUGUGGACUUACCAGGAAAUGGGGACCGCAAUAAGAGCAGAGACAAAAUGUGGAAAGAGCUUGUUGGAAAAUGUUCCACCGUGUGGAUUGUGAGUGAGGCCAAUCGCUCAGCGGCAGAGAGCGAGGCCUGGGAAAUCCUGGAAAAUUCCUGUUGCCUCAUGGGAAAUGGUGGCGAGUGUCAGCAAAUUCACUUCAUCUGCACAAAGUGUGAUGAUUUUGUUGAACCAGAAAUGUCAGCUGAAGAGGUACGUAACACGUUGCUUCAAGAAAACCAAACAACCAAGGAAACAAUGGAAAGUGAAAUAUUGAAGAGCCUUCAAAAGGAAGGAAAUGUUAAGAAUCACUUCAAUAACGACUGUUUCAAAGUGUUCACAGUGUGCGCCAGAACUUUUCUGAACGAAACAUACGAAAAGGUAGAAGACACAGAAAUUCCAGCUCUUCGGGAGUUUCUGAAAAAUCUUGAUGACCGUCACUCAGAGACACUAAACUAUGUGUCAAGAGCACAUGGCAUUCUCUCUCUGAUCCAAGGGGCAAAAAACAGGAAAUCGAACAGGGACGUGUACAAAGACCUUGAAGAAACACUAAGUUCUGAACUUGAAAGAGUCAGAAAACCGAUGGAAGAGGCUUAUGCAGCGUUUAAAAAUGGCCUUGAGGAGGGUGUGAAGAAGUCAUGCAGCUCAUGGAGAAUAUCUGUGACGGAAGCAAUAUGCCCUAAACCCGGUAAGGGUAGAGGUUUUCACAAGAUACUGAAGUGUGUCGUAAACAACAGUGGUGCCUUUACAUCAAAGAAAAAGGUCGCAGAAAACUUAAACGUGAUAUUAAGUUCUUGGUUGACUGGCAGCAUUGAUGAGAAAUUCAAGGAGACCUUCCCAAAUGAAAGGAAAAGUGGACCAUUCAAGAAUGCCCUUAACGUGUUUACACUGGGCACAGAGAAGCUGAUUCAAAAGUACAAAGAUGAUGAACUGCAGCUUAUCUUUCUCAAGACAGAGGAAGAAAAAGUCAAGCAUAAACUCAACAAAACCAUCCGGGAUCGCAAGAAGACAAUCUACAACAGUCUGACAGACAAAAUAGAGGAAAACAUGCAAACAUGUUAUGAUGCUGCAAAGGAGGAAGAAGGAACCGGUUCAAUGAUAAGAAUGCAGGACAUUAUCCUGGACCAUAUCAAGGAUAAUGAAGACACCAUGUUUAAGGAGGCUAAAAGGGAAAUGUUGGAACAACUGGUUCACUUGAAGAGCGACAUCCUGGUGGAACUGGAGGAAACCUUGAGGGAAUCAAUGGAGCUGGCACUCAAGACAGAUUCAGACUCAUUGCCAGAUGUUUCAUCAGAGCUUGACUCUGUGAAGAAGUUCCUCAGUGAACUAAAAGGCAGCCCAAGUGAAUAAACUGAGCAAUCUAAAAUGAUGCUAAAGGUUCUACUGGUUGGCAUCAGUCGACUUCUUGAAACUUUGAAAGGUAAAAUAUGGCUCAAGGAUUAGUCCAUUAACUUUUGGAGAGGAUCUGAUUAUGGGGGUGGAUACAUACUUAUUUUUACUUUUAUCCUUGUGAGUUGUUGUUUUUUUCCAGCAUCUUCAUUUACUAAAUGACUUUUGUUAAGUGUGUGCAAAAUGAUUUUUAUAUUUGUGUGGAUGGACAUUCUUGCCAUGGUCUGAUAUAGAGGCAGGGGGCAGAAAGAUUCUGUCUCAUUCAAUCCAAGUACAUGUGGCUUAUUAGUCUUUGCCACUGGGCCACUAUUAUGCCCUCAAAAUGCUUUGUCUUUUUAAGGAUUCUUAAUGAUUCUUAAUUAUUUAAAUAAUACAUUUAGAUAAGGUGAUUGAUAUAUGAGUGACACUUUAUUCUAAAUAUUAGUAUUGACCCUCAAACAGGCUAUUGAUAUCUAAAAAAAAAAAUUUAAUAAAAUGUUUUAGUCCAGUGUACAGUAUCACCUCCAUUAGUUCAGUUCUACUAUAUGAAAUAAUAUAAGGUCUUGUAAGGUUACUGCUCGUGUUACUUGGGCGUGCCUCUGGGAAAUAAUAGAGGUCAGCAAGUGUCUUCUGUCUUGUUUGUAAGUUUCACUUAACAAUUAAUUGCAAUUUUUAAUAAGCCUCUUUGUUUUGCAUGUGUACAAAGUGUGCACAUCACAGAUACGCCUGUCAUUGUGUGCUGCACCUGUACUUCUUGUAUCUGUCACACACCAAGGCUCAGGACAAGCAUGUGAUGUGUCAUACGAUUCUCCUGGCUUUCAUUUUCCCUCCUGUAGUCACCAAAGCAUCACAUUCAAAAGGUACACUUUGUCUUGGCAACAUUUAAUACACCAUUAUACAGCUGGCAGUUUAUAGCAAAGUAUAUCACAUUGAAAAUGAGUUGUGAAGUAGUAAGUGUAAUAUUAAAAGUCAUCUCAUGUCAUUGCUGACUAAAUAACUAAUUACUUCUAAAGAACAGAAAAAGAAUUGCACUUAAAAACUGAGAACCUCUUCAGUGAAUAAAAGUGUUUACAUGUGA
Solea solea (common sole) is the source of this 3524-nucleotide messenger RNA. RefSeq names its product nuclear GTPase SLIP-GC-like. The coding region runs from base 65 to 2428 and encodes 787 amino acids. Lineage: Eukaryota; Metazoa; Chordata; Actinopteri; Pleuronectiformes; Soleidae. Gene Ontology annotation, molecular function: GTPase activity. The record is from RefSeq and is a predicted model, not a curated record. The transcript is spliced from 22 exons.